CGGGCGCGGCCCCGCGGCGGCCGUUGCUGGGUCCCGGCCCGGCUGACUCCGCCUCUGGGCGGCCGGGCCUCCGCGAGUACGGGGUCGGCUUCGGAGUCUGCGGGGCCAGCCCGGGGUGCCCGGUUCCUGCCCCUCUCCCCGAGCGGCGCCCCAGCCGGGGUCGAGCCUCGCCCGCGACAGGCCCUGCCUGCGGACCGCCCUGGGGACGGCGUCUGGGAGCCCCGAGGGGCUGGCGGGACCCGGGGCCCGGGCCAUGCGGCAGCCGCCCCUGCCCCUCCGCGACCACCCCCGGCCCAAGCGGGAGCCGCAGCGCAGUUUCUGCUCCUCGCUGCGCCGGCGACCCCGGACCCGGCACCCCUGACCCCUCGCCCCGCCUGCGGCCCCGCGCCGAGGCCUCCCCUGGGAGGGCCCGUCCAUGCCGUCCAAGGCGGAGAGCCUGCGGCCUUCGGAGCCGGCCCCGCAGCCGCCCGAAGGGAGGACGCUCCAAGGACAGCUUCCCGGCGCUCCGCUGGCCCCGCGCGCAGGGUCCCCACCCGAUGCUCCGGGCUCCGAGAGCCCGGCGCUUGCCUGCAGCACCCCGGCCACGCCCAGCGGCGAGGACCCGCCAGCCCGGGCAGCACCCGUCACCCCGCGGCCCCCCGCCAGGCCUCGGCUGGAGCGAGCCCUGUCCCUGGACGACAAGGGCUGGAGGAGGAGGCGUUUUCGAGGCAGCCAGGAAGACCUGGAAGCCCGGAAUGGGACCAGUCCCUCCAGGGGCUCAGUGCAGAGCGAGGGUCCCGGGGCCCCCGCCCACAGCUGCUCCCCGCCCUGCCUGAGCACCUCCUUGCAGGAAAUCCCCAAGUCCCGCGGGGUCCUGGGCAGUGAGAGAGGGAGCCCGUCCUCGGGGGGUAACCCUCUCUCUGGGGUGGCCAGCAGCUCCCCGAACCUGCUGCACAGAAACGCCGCCGUGGCAGGGAGCUCUCCCAGGCUGCCCAGCCUGCUGCCCCCCCGCCCGCCGCCUGCCCUGAGCCUGGACAUCGCCUCCGACUCCCUGAGGACAGCAAACAAGGUCGACUCGGAUCUUGCAGACUACAAGCUCCGCGCGCAGCCGCUCCUGGUGCGGGCCCACAGCAGCCUGGGCCCCGGCCGGCCCCGGAGCCCCCUGGCCUGCGACGACUGUUCCCUUCGAUCGGCCAAAUCCUCCUUCAGCCUCCUGGCGCCCAUCCGCAGCAAGGACGUCCGCAGCAGGAGUUACCUGGAGGGCAGCCUCCUGGCCAGCGGGGCCCUGCUGGGGGCAGACGAGCUGGCCCGCUACUUCCCAGACCGGUACGUGGCGCUCUUCGUGGCCACCUGGAACAUGCAGGGCCAGAAGGAGCUCCCGCCCAGCCUGGACGAGUUCCUGCUCCCAGCCGAGGCCGACUAUGCCCAGGACCUGUACGUCAUCGGCGUCCAGGAGGGCUGCUCUGACAGGUCCCAACUCUGGCCCACAACGGCCUCUGGCAAAUGCGUCUCCAUGCAGGACUCCGAGGCCAGGUCGUGGGGUUUCCCUGGUAGCUCCUCGAGGGGCUCUGGGUGGCAGGUCUGGGAGUGGUGGAGCUGGGAGGCCAUGUCCCCCAGCCGGCCGCGCUUCCUUCUCUGCAGGCGGGAGUGGGAGACGCGUCUGCAGGAGACGCUGGGCCCGCACUACGUGCUGCUGUCCUCGGCGGCCCACGGCGUGCUCUACAUGUCGCUCUUUAUCCGCCGGGACCUCAUCUGGUUCUGCUCAGAGGUGGAGUGCUCCACGGUGACCACACGCAUCGUGUCUCAGAUCAAGACCAAGGGGGCCUUGGGCGUCAGCUUCACCUUUUUUGGCACCUCCUUCCUCUUCAUCACGUCCCACUUCACCUCGGGCGACGGGAAGGUGGCGGAGCGGCUGCUGGACUACACCAGGACCGUGCAAGCCCUGGCCCUGCCCAGAAACGUGCCCGACACCAACCCCUAUCGCUCCAGCGCAGCGGACGUCACCACCCGCUUCGAUGAGGUGUUCUGGUUUGGAGACUUCAACUUCCGCCUGAGCGGCGGGCGCACGGCCGUGGACACCCUCCUGUGCCAGGGCCUGGUGGUGGACGUGCCGGCGCUGCUGCAGCAUGACCAGCUCAUCCGGGAGAUGCGGAAAGGGUCCAUCUUCAAGGGCUUCCAGGAGCCGGACAUUCACUUCCUCCCGUCAUACAAGUUUGACAUCGGGAAGGACACGUACGACAGCACCUCCAAGCAGAGGACACCCUCAUACACGGACCGCGUCUUGUACAGAAGCCGCCACAAGGGUGACAUCUGUCCCGUGAGCUACUCCUCCUGCCCCGGGAUCAAGACCUCCGACCACCGCCCUGUGUACGGCCUCUUCCGGGUGAAAGUGAGGCCGGGGCGAGACAACAUUCCAUUGGCAGCUGGCAAAUUUGAUAGAGAGCUAUACUUACUAGGAAUUAAAAGACGGAUUUCGAAGGAGAUUCAGAGGCAGCAAGCACUACAGAGUCAGAACUCCAGCACCAUCUGUUCCGUUUCUUGAAGUUUGCUGAGCGAGGACCCACAGCCGCAACAUGGGGUGAUUGUAUUUGAUCAAAACCCAGCGGGAAGGACGAAGAGUUUGCCGCCUUUUGCGGAUCUGAGGGACUGUGGCGCCCGUGCCACUGUGCCAGCGUCCCAAGAAGGAAACCAUCCCUAAGUGAGCCUGUCCUUCUCCAUGGCAGGUCCACACGGCAUGGGUGGGCAGGGCGUGGACCCGCCGCAGUACCACAGACCCCAGCCACUCUCGGGGGCAGACGUCAGAAUCCGGUCCUGAGCAGCUCCCGUGCCCUGGGGGCAGUCACAGAGCCCCCCCACCCCCACCCCAUCCCCGCGUGCUCUGCGCCAGCCUCUCCUUCCACACCCAGAGCAGGCGUCCAUCUGUGUCCUCCUGGCAGCCCCUCAAACACACACCACCCCAUGUCACACAGGUGUCCAGAGCCAGGCUGGACCUGGGCUAGGUGACCCCUGGGGCCUCAGACCUCUCAGUGGGCCCCAGAGCCCAGCUGAGGAAGCCACAUGGCCUCCAGGACGUGGCGCGGUUCCCCUCCGCGAGGCUGCAGGUCGCCUGCCGUGGCGCAGAGGCCCGCACCCCAGCAUAAGGGCCUCCCCGGCUGAGUGAGAAGCCACCUCCCCUCUCCUCUCAUCAGCCAAGCCUGUUGGCAUGAAACCAUCUCAUGGUUUCAGUGACGUAGACCGUUUGCUUCUGUAACUCCAGCCACAGAAUGACAGUGGAGCCUGGCUGGGGAACUGCUGGAAGCUUAGGAUGCCACCACCUUGAACACCUAGGCCAGGGAUCCCCACCAUGUCCCGGGUUUCUUUCUUCGAGAGUUUAGAACCGUUCAUUCUUGCUUUGUGUCCCAUUCCAUCUCUUGAAAAAAUGUAGUCUUUGAAUGUGUGAAAAUCUAGGGACAUUCAAUCUAGUCUUUUAAAUUAUUUAUUUUUCCAUAUUUAUAUUUUUAAAUAAAUGCAUAUAUUGAGUCUUAAA
Molecule: messenger RNA, 3505 nt
Organism: Macaca mulatta (Rhesus monkey)
Lineage: Eukaryota; Metazoa; Chordata; Mammalia; Primates; Cercopithecidae
Source: RefSeq, a predicted model, not a curated record